Molecule: messenger RNA, 393 nt
Organism: Mesorhabditis spiculigera
Lineage: Eukaryota; Metazoa; Nematoda; Chromadorea; Rhabditida; Rhabditidae
Source: the annotation of a GenBank genome assembly
AUGGACCUGUUGCUCGAUUAUUUCGCAAAUCCGUACUUUGACAUUGUCCUAAUAUACCACUACCUUGGGAUCGUGACGUUCAUCUUUAAUUUCGGCGGUAUCUGGGUGAUCGCGCCCACUAUGAUCUGCUACGUCCUGCCAUUAGCCUGGAUGUUAUCAGCGAUCAUGUUCAAUAUCUGGGUUCCCCUGAAUCAGGUUUUCUCCGACGUGGCCUGUAUCGGGAUGGCCUGUCAGAGCACAGCCUGCAUCAGCUCCGCGAUUUUUUUAAACCGGGGCUCCAGAAAUUACCUAAAAGCCGCCUGGCAGCGGAUAGUAAAGCACAAAGUCGUGGAAUAUCGCGCCCGCAUCGUGACGGUCACCGAGCUAGGCAGUCAACACGUCGUGUGCCGUAAA